This is a messenger RNA of Helicoverpa zea (corn earworm), 4294 nucleotides long. It is a transcript of the gene dlt, whose product is annotated as codanin-1. Gene Ontology annotation, cellular component: nucleus. Gene Ontology annotation, biological process: chromatin organization. The transcript has 15 exons. The record is from RefSeq and is a predicted model, not a curated record. The coding region runs from base 85 to 4197 and encodes 1370 amino acids. Lineage: Eukaryota; Metazoa; Arthropoda; Insecta; Lepidoptera; Noctuidae.
UAUGGCUCUCAAGUUUGAGCGCGCAGCUGCCAAAAAUCGAUAUUUUCUCGAAAAAACACUUUAGUUUUAUGAUAAAACGACAAUAUGUCAGAAACAAUAAUAGAAAGUGUCCUUACAGGGAAACUAGAAGCCACUCUUCUUGUUAAAUGGCUAAACGAUGAGUCUUUGGAGGAUGCUCCUGAAGACUGUAUAUUGAAUUGCUGCAAUAAGAACGAGUUUGUGACGUGUUUUUUGUCGUAUUUAAGGAGUCAGACUGAUAGCAUACUCCAAACAAACAGCAAUGCAGUUCAAAUUCUCCAACACAGUACACCUGAAAAGCUGCUCAGCAGCCGUCGCAAGCAUCGGAGGUCCAUUAGUGAUCCCACCAGCGAGGACCGCACCAUGGACAGCCUUUCCGUCAAGACUGAACGUCUCCGCAGCCAUGAAUCACCUAGCAAAGACCGUAAACGAACCGGCCGGAGGGUAAAAACUAAACUAUUCACUGAAGACAAAAGUAUGAAUAGUACGAACCAAUCGGUGUCUUCCGAUGAGUCGAGACUAAGUACUGGAGUCGAUAGAUUGGUCUUGUCGAGUACACCCUUGAAAAAUGGUGUUAAGCCAUCCGAUUAUCCGAAUUUAGCAAGUCCGGUUACACCAAGGAGCUUCGUUAAAGAGCAGUAUGAGAGAUGUGAUACUCCGAGACUUAGUCACAGGCAUUCAAGGUCUCAAGAGAAAAGCUGUUUAGGUGAUUACAUGGUCAAUGUACAGAAAAGUAGCAAGAAAAAAAAGAAUAGAAGUUCGACGGAUAACGAUGACAGUAAGGUUGAAAUUGAUCUGUCAAACUCUGAAAUGUUUCCGGAGAUUGGUGCAAGGAAAUCAAGUUCGUUAAGAUCUGAGAAACGAAGGAUAAAGCCGACUAACAUUGACAAAUCUCAGAAGAGUAUAUCUCUAACUAGUUUUAAUGUCGAAUCUAUUACAACAUCACCUUUAAUGGUGGAACAGAAUUCAGCUUUUAAACAGCAAAAAAUACAAGUCAAAGAAACAAACAGUUUUGAGGCUGAACGAAACAUUUUAAAGCAAGAACGUCAUAAAUUAAUGGAGAAAUUUAAUAUUUUGAAUACAUCAUUACCUCAAAAACCUUCUUCGACACCACAAAUAAAAAUUACACAGAAAAACUCAAUAGAAAAAUCACACAGCUACAUUAAAAGCGAUGUUACUAAAGUGACAUUCAAAGAAAAAAUCGAUUUACUAGUAGAUAUGUACGAGAUUUUAAUAAAAAACAACUUAAUAAUGAGUUUGAAUACGGAAAUAUAUUUUCUGAUUUCCAUUUUGAUAUCGAAACAGUUCGAGGAAGAUUUUAAUGCAGCCGAGAGUAAGUUAAAUGAUAGUGACAUGAAUUAUUUGCUGAAAACUAUACAUAAUAGUACAUAUUUUGCGGUGAAAUCGCUCUGGCAUCAGCGGAUUGUGCUCGAAGUUAUUUUAGAUAAGAGCUCUUUGAAAACUUUGGGUGAAAACAAAAAAGUUCGCAGUUUCUACCCUGACUUAGCAAAGUUUCUACUAAACUGCUACGGUCUACGGUGUGAGGCAGAAACCAACACAGACCGGACCAAGGCACCUGAGAUCCGGUCCAAUGGAGUGGUUUGCUUUAACUCGGAGACGGAUAAUAUUGAUAACUUUCCUUCGAUGCUCAGCUUUCAGAAUUUUAAGAAGCAGAGAGAUAUGUUUUAUGAGAUUUGGAGAUGGUACCAAGACAGUCAAUCAGGCGGCACGUCCCGCUCGUCGCUGCGCGCUCGCCUCAAAGCCCUGCUCUGCGCCGGCGCCGCGCCCACCAACCUCGCGCAUCUGGCUAAACUGUUCACCUCCCACAUGUGUCAGCAUUGCUUGCCGAGCAGUAAACAGGAAUCGAAGCUAAGCAAGUUACAACGUCGUCUGACGUGUCCAAACGCGCCCGAAUCGCAUCGACUACCGCAGUUCACUACACAGGAAAUGUUUUAUAAGGAAUUUAUAAUAAAUGCAGAAAAUGAAUCGUUCAGAGUACAUUUGAGGGACGCGAUCGCUUCCGAAAUAACUGUUUUAGACGGAACACAUAUAGCGUCGGAGGAUAGAGCCAAUUCAAAUCCAGACAUAACAGCAGAAUAUCUAAAUUUAUCCAAAAAGCUAGCUCUUUUAGCUAAAUUCCUAGGCUUAUUAGCAUCGCUACCGUACACACAAAUAGUAUCAGAUUUAAGUACAAAAUCUACUAUAACUAAAGUUGUACAGAAAGAAAUGAGCUAUUCUACGCCUAAGGAGAAAGUUCUAGAAAAUGAUCUAGCUUUAAGGAAUUAUAGUCAACCAACUAUAGAUUUACAAGGAAUUUUAACAAAUGCUCAAGAAAAUGGCCGACUCUCAAUAACAAUUCCAUGGCUAGUCCACUAUUUAUCAAUGCUAGACUACACAUCAUUACGCAUAAACUACUACCAGAAACUACUAAAAAUCCUAUUCGAUAUCUACUCGAAUCGACUAAAAAUCGAAAGCACAACACUAAAGAAGAAUACAGCUAUAUAUUUAAAAUCGAUUCUCGGCUGGUUAUUCGAUUUACCGCACUUUCCUCAAGAACUAUUCUACGAGAAUCGACUAAAUAUAACUGUAUCGAGUGAUUUGAAUGUCGAUUCUUGCGAUUUAGUCGAUGAAUCGAUUAUUAUAGAGUUGUGCCCGCAUUUGAGAGAUUUAAACGUGUUGUUAUCGACAUGUAGAGUUGCCCAAGAUCAGAAAGAUGUGGCUAGUUAUCGACAUAUAACGCCGGUUAGUUUAACUUUGAACCCUGAGGAUCGGAUUAAGAAUAAAGAGAAGGAAUUACAGGCUCGUUUAGAAGAAGAACUACUCAAAAGCCAGCCAUCAUCCACCCGUCGGGUCCUAGAGCUAGUAAUAGAGCGGGUGACUGCGGCCUCCGUGCGGUCUCUGAGCGCGGCCGCGUUAGAGCCAGCACGGGCUCGUGCUACACGGCAUGCUGCCAGGCUCGUCGCUGUCUGUCAUCAUCAGCCGUCGCUCCUGCAGUCAGUGCAGCGAGUAUACUCUGAGGAGCUGUCAGCACUGCGGGCUUCGGCGCUGGAGAGUGGGCGCGUGGCCAUCCAGGGUCGAGCUCAGGCGGCCGUGUCGGCAUUGCUGGCCACGGCGCCGCCGCCCCUUGUGACUCUCGUAGUCCGAGCUGCUGUGACGAGGCUGCAGAAGUGGAUCAAUGAUAAUUGGAAUACUACUGCCGUCCUCUGCAAAGACAUAGAGGCAGAAGUUCGAGCGCUACAGAGCAUCGGCGAGUUAACGCCGGCGUGUCACAAGAGUGCCUCUGACGUGACCGCCGUGACGUCACCGCCUGCCGUGUUCGCGCAACACGUCAGUCCCGCCGCCAGUGUUAUUCACUUGAAGGAACAAGUAUGCCUCCUAUUAGACGGCGUGGCCCCCGGCAACAGUCUGACUCGCGUGCUAUCGAGCUGCGCCCUCGCGUGCUCGCCACACAACGUGUUCAUACGCGCCGCCACCAGGCGAGCGAUACUGCAGCUCAGCGUCGACCUGUGUGUCGUGUUCGUAAGUCGCCGCCCAAAAGAAGUGAACGAAUCGUUCCUAUCCAAACUCCACGGUAUCUGGGACACUUGUUGUCCCGACAGAAAACGUUCACCCCCACAAGAACUCACUCUUCCCGAACGAAGAACGGAACUAUCACCACAGUUCAGAAAUUUCGAAGACGAAGAAAGAGCCCCAACACCAAACAGCGACGAAGAAAUACCUACAAAAGUUGUUAUACUACCACAGAAUAACGAAGCAGUAGAGAGUCAGCCAGUAGAAAGUCAACCAGUAGAAAAAAGUCAACCGGUAGACUCUACUGAUAAAAGUCUACCAAUAGAAGGCGAUGAUAGUGUAGUGAAUUUGGAGUUUUUUGACCGUAUUCUGUGCCCGAGGAAUAUAAUGUUGUUGAGUGAGAAUAAGAGUGUGGACGUCUGGGAGUCAAUGGCUACUGUGCUGGUUUUUCUGUUAACUAAUGAUUAUUUGAGUGAAGAUUCUUUGACGGAACAGUGUUUGGCUGUUUAUAGACAGGAUUGGCCUCAGAACAUACUAGAAAGUCUAUCGACCUGCAUGAAGUCGGUGUCAGCGCGCUGGUCUAGAUCAUCCACAGGCAAGUUCACGUUGUUCCUAGACUUUCUAGCCGAAUACUGCGGCGAUAUGGACUAUGAACCGCUGGAAGAUUAAUCACCAUUUGACUUUCACUAACCAGAAAGAAAGAAAAUAAGUUUUAUUGCACAUAUCGGGUGAAUUUUUCACUAUCACAUUAAAUGAAAUGCGUUAA